GGAACAUUAAGAGAGAAACAUGGCAGAAGAAGCUCCAGCAGCUGCACCGGCUAAAGCCCCGGCAAAAGCCCCGAGGAAGAAGUCCGCUCCUAAGGCCAAGAAGGAUGGACCCAGCCUGUCCAAGCAGAUCGUGGACGCCGUGGCCGAGUCCAAGGAGCGCAAAGGAGUGUCUCUGUCGGCGGUGAAGAAGGUCCUGGCUGCUAAAGGGGUGGAUGUAGCUAAAGCCAACAAGCGGAUCAACACGGCCAUCACUAAGUUGGUGACCAACGGCACCCUGGCUCACACCAAGGGGACCGGGGCCUCCGGUUCUUUCAAGCUCGCCAAGGAGUCCAAAUCCGCUAAACCAGCCAAGAAGGUGGUGAAGAAGAAGGCUCCCGCAAAAGCCAAGAAGCCCGCCGCCAAGAAGGUCAGCACCCCGAAAAAAGCCACCGCUGCUAAGAAAGCGACAGCAGCCAAGAAGUCUCCGAAGAAGGCAGCAGCAGCCAAGAAAAGCGUGAAAAAGGUGGUGAAGAAGAGCCCCAAAAAGGCCGCCCCUGCUGCCAAGAAGCCAAAGGCUGCUAAGAAGCCUGCUGCUAAGAAACCUGCAGCUAAGAAACCUGCAGCUAAAAAGGCCCCAGCUAAGAAGGCCAAGAAGUAGACUGCUGCUUCAAC
Messenger RNA from Cyprinodon variegatus (sheepshead minnow), 651 nucleotides. Its product is annotated as histone H1-like. Gene Ontology annotation, molecular function: structural constituent of chromatin; DNA binding. The transcript has a single exon. Bases 20 to 637 code for a protein of 205 amino acids. The record is from RefSeq and is a predicted model, not a curated record. Gene Ontology annotation, biological process: nucleosome assembly. Gene Ontology annotation, cellular component: nucleosome. NCBI's taxonomy places the organism in Eukaryota, Metazoa, Chordata, Actinopteri, Cyprinodontiformes, Cyprinodontidae.